GCUUGUGACUGCGGGAAAGCCGUUUUCAUUCAUUCAUGCCGAAUCUUUAUGUGUGGAAAGCAGGAGAGAUCUGCACAACGCAAAUCCACUGCAGUUAAAACGCGCAGAGAAGCCAACGCGGAGAGGACAAUUUGCGCCAGGAAAGACACAAUUCUGCAAACUGUUGAUGAAAAGAACUUUCCUUUAUUGUUCUCUUUCUGUUUCAAGAAGGUGAUCGGAUCUAAGCACGAUGAGGAGGAGUACAGGCACGACGGACUGCCUCUGCUACUGUUUCCUUCUGCUGCAGCUGCUGAGUCAGCCAGCUGCCAAGCAAGUCCUGCGCUACCACCUGGCUGAGGAAGGUCCCGCAGACGUCCGGGUGGGCAAUGUAGCCCACGACUUGGGCAUCAAAGCCGGAUCUGGUGAGGUGACGUUUACCUUAGAGUCAGGAUCCGAAUACUUCAAGAUCGACAACAUUACCGGGGACCUGAGCACCAAUGAGAGGCGGAUAGACCGUGAAAAGCUGCAACAGUGCCAGAUGAUCUUCGAUGAAAACGAGUGCUUUAUUGAUUUCGAGGUUUCAGUGAUCGGACCCGCGCAGAGCUGGGUGGACUUGUUCGAGGGCAUGGUCAUCAUUAUGGACGUAAACGACAACACGCCGUCUUUCCCAUCACCCGUGCUUACUCUUUCGGUAGAGGAGAACAGGCCAAUCGGCACUCUUUACCUCCUACCCACUGCCACUGACCGGGAUUUUGGAAGGAACGGGAUUGAAAGGUACGAGCUGAUCCAGGACAGCAUGGAGAGCUCCGGACGCAGGAUAUCCUCAGCAGGUAAUUCUGACUCCCAUAACGGUAAAAGAAGGUUCGACGAUAGCGCCAGUCGUAGCAGUGUGUUCGAGCUUCAAGUAGCUGAUACAACAGAUGGUGAGAAGCAACCCCAACUAAUUAUUAAAGGCGCACUUGAUAGAGAGCAGCGAGACUCCUAUGAGUUGACAUUGCGAGUCAGGGAUGGAGGCGACCCCCCUCGGUCCUCUCAAGCCAUUCUCAGAGUAAUGAUCACUGACGUGAAUGACAAUAGUCCUCGAUUUGAGAAGAGUGUAUAUGAAACAGACCUGCCUGAAAACAGCUCCCCUGGUGCUCCAAUCCUUCAGCUUAAAGCAGUAGACGCUGACGUUGGGGUCAACGGCCAGAUCGAGUAUGUGUUCGGGGCAGCCACUGAAUCCGUGCGCCGACUUCUGCGGUUGGACGAAAGCACAGGCUGGCUUAGCGUAUUACACAGGAUUGACCGUGAAGAAGUAGGCCAGCUGAGGUUCACAGUCGUGGCGCGUGACCGUGGUCAGCCUCCUAAGAUGGACAGAGCGACCAUGGUCAUUAAUAUCAAAGAUGAGAAUGACAAUGUCCCGAAUAUUGAUAUAAGAAAAAUAGGGCGUAUUUAUCUCAAAGAUGGAGUAGCCAAUGUAGCGGAGGAUGUUGUGGUGGACACCCCGAUUGCACUGGUUCAAGUGUCCGAUCGUGAUAAAGGACAAAAUGGUGUGGUGACGUGCACCGUUGUGGGUGAUGUUCCCUUCCAGCUGAAGCCUGCAAGCGAAAUAGAAGGUGACAUGAACAAAAAGAAAUACUUUCUGCACACGUCAGCAUCACUCGAUUACGAAGCUGUGCAGGAGUACAACGUUGUCAUAGUCGCUGUGGAUUCAGGCAGCCCUAGCCUGUCCAGUAAUAACUCUCUUAUUGUAAAAGUCGGGGACAUAAAUGACAACCCACCUAUCUUCAGCAAGAGUAUGAUGGAAGUUUUAUUCCCGGAGAAUAAUGCGUUUGGUGAGCGUGUGCUCACAGUGGUGGCCUUAGAUGCAGAUAGUGGGAAAAAUGCUGAAAUUGCAUACUCCCUGGACUCCUCUGUAAAUGGAAUAUUUUCCAUUGAUCCGGACAGUGGCGAUGUUCGGGUUAACACUAUACUUGAUCGAGAACAAACAGAGCGCUAUGAGUUCAAGGUGAUCGCCAAAGACAAAGGUAUCCCUGUUCAACAGGGCUCAGCCACAGUGGUGGUAUUAGUGGCAGACAGAAACGACAAUGAGCCAAAGUUUAUGCAGGAUGUAUUUACAUUCUAUGUGAAGGAGAACCUGCAGCCCAACAGCCCUGUAGGCAUGGUAACAGUGAUGGAUGCAGAUAAAGGACAUAAUGCUGAAAUGAGCCUCUAUAUCGAAGAAGAGGAAGAAAUGUUCUCAAUCGAAAACAACACAGGGACUAUUUUUUCCACUGUAGCGUUUGAUCGUGAGCAAAAGACCACCUACUCAUUUCGUGUCAAGGCUGUGGAUAGUGGGGACCCACCUAGGUCAGCUACGGCUACUGUGUCACUUUUUGUGAUGGAUGAAAAUGAUAAUCCACCAACAGUCACUUUUCCUCUUAACAGCUCCUACACUCUGUUACCUCCAUCCAGCAAUAUGCGAACAGUAGUCCGGACUGUCAUAGCUACGGAUAGUGACACAGGUGUCAACGCUGAUCUCAGCUAUAGCAUAAUCGGAGGCAAUCCAUUCAAGCUGUUUGAUAUUGAUCCUGCCACUGGUGUCAUUUCAUUAAUUAGUAAGCUUGAACAGAAACAUUAUGGCCUUCACCGUCUGGUAGUACAAGUUAACGACAGUGGGGUUCCUUCGCAGAGCACCACCACACUAGUGCAUGUUUAUGUCAAUGAAACACUCUCCAACUCCACCAUAGUGGAAUCCAGGAUCGCCAAGAGCCUUGGGACACCACUUAAUGCUGACAUUGCCGGAGACCCCAACUAUGACCUGAGCAAGCAACGUUUAAGCAUUGCUGUUGGAGUGAUAUCUGGCAUCAUGGCAGUCAUCCUCAUCAUCCUUAUCGUGGUCCUGGCCCGCUACUGUGGUCCUAAGACCAAGAAUGGCUAUGAAGCAGGAAAGAAAGAUCACGAGGAUUUUUUCACCCCGCAGCAACAUGACAAAAACAAGAAACCCAAGAAAGAUAAGAACAAAAAGAAGUCCAAGCAGCCUCUUUACAGCAGUAUUGUCACCGUUGAGGCAUCAAAGCCUAAUGGACAGCGCUAUGAUGGCGUCAAUGAACAACUCUCUGAGAGCCCUGGAAUGGGCCACUAUCGUUCCGUUAAUGGGGGGCCUGGAAGCCCUGACCUCGCUCGCCACUAUAAGUCCAGCUCACCUCUGCCUACGGUCCAGCUUCAUCCUCAAUCACCAACGGCAGGUAAAAAGCACCAGGCUGUUCAGGAUCUGCCCCCAGCCAAUACCUUUGUAGGCACCGGGGAUAACAUAUCCAUUGGAUCUGACCACUGCUCCGAGUACAGCAGCCAAACCCUCAACAAGUACAACAAACAGCCAUUCCGCCGAGUGACGUUCUCGGUGGUGAGCCAACCCCAGGACCCCCACCAGGGCUCGCUGCAGAGCUGUUAUGACAGUGGCCUGGACGAGUCGGAGACACCGAGCAGCAAGAGCUCCACGGGGCCCCGGCUGGGAGCCCUUCCCCUUCCCGAGGAUGCCUAUGAGAGGACUACGCCGGAUGGCAGUGUCGGUGAGGCAGAGCAUAUGGAAAAUGAUUCUCGGCCCCUGCCGGAUGUAGCCAUGACGGGGAAGUGUACGCGCGAGUGUGACGAGUACGGCCACUCAGAUGCCUGCUGGAUGCCGGUGCGCACUUCACCCGAGCGCAGGCCCAAAGCCACCCCUCCCAAACUCUCCACUUUUAACUCAAGCUCAGCUGGCUGCAGCGGAGCCGAGCCAUGCUCCAGCCCCGAGUCGCUCGCCAUGGCCAACGGGGAACCUUCGCACUUGCUCGGUGACCGCAACCGCAACCUACUUAACAAGAAGAUGGCCUCCUCCUCAUCCUCUUCCUCGGCCUACGACGCUUUCGGCUCAGCCGCGUACUCUGGCAGAGAGGAGACGUCUCGAUCCGUCGAAGAGAUCCCGUUGGCUCCUACGGGCGAAUAUAAGCCCACGCAAUGUGGAACGCUCACGAGGCGCGAGGUUUACCUGUGA
This is a messenger RNA of Trichomycterus rosablanca, 3970 nucleotides long. It is a transcript of the gene pcdh7b, whose product is annotated as protocadherin 7b. Gene Ontology annotation, molecular function: calcium ion binding. Bases 230 to 3970 code for a protein of 1246 amino acids. The transcript has 3 exons. NCBI's taxonomy places the organism in Eukaryota, Metazoa, Chordata, Actinopteri, Siluriformes, Trichomycteridae. Gene Ontology annotation, biological process: homophilic cell-cell adhesion. The record is from RefSeq and is a predicted model, not a curated record. Gene Ontology annotation, cellular component: plasma membrane.